Molecule: messenger RNA, 1680 nt
Organism: Cygnus olor (mute swan)
Lineage: Eukaryota; Metazoa; Chordata; Aves; Anseriformes; Anatidae
Gene: ZPBP
Product: zona pellucida binding protein
Exons: 8
Coding region: 38-985 (315 amino acids)
Biological process (GO): binding of sperm to zona pellucida; acrosome assembly
Cellular component (GO): acrosomal vesicle; zona pellucida receptor complex; extracellular region
Source: RefSeq, a predicted model, not a curated record
CUAACGGCCGCCGGGCAGCGGCACCGGGGCAGCGGCCAUGGGCGGCGAGGGGCGCCCGGGGGCCCGGGGCCGCCUCCGCCUCGGGCUCCUCCUCGUCCUGCUGCAGGCGGCCCCCGCAGUUCAACCCUCACAGGGAUUUUUAAGAAGUGCAGUGCCAAGACACAAUAGCUUAAAAAUAGUGGGAUCCAUCAUAUUUCCAGUGAAAGUUUAUGUCAAGCUGGAUCACAACAGUCCACGUAUUUUAUGUGUUACAAAUCAUUUGAGAAACUCAGAAUUGAUUGAUCCGAUAUUCCGGUGGAAUGGACCAAGUGGUUAUCUUUCUUCGGAAAAUAGCAGUGUGCAAAUAUCACCAACGGGAACUUUAAUAUUGAGACACUUCAAAUCUCAUCUGAGUGGAGUUUACAAUUGUUCUCUUCUUUAUAAGUUAACAGCAAUGCAACCUGAUAAAAAACUCAUUUUAAAAUAUCUUAUUUAUGCUUACUCUGAUCCUCAAUAUUACUAUGAAUUGACAGUACGGUAUCACGCAGCUCCCUGCAAUAGUUUUCAUAAUAUUUCUUUCAAGAAGGCCUUGAUUCAGAUACUAAACAAGCUUGUUGCUGAACUUUCUUGUGAGGUUAUGUUAAUUAAGUCAGAAUGCCAUCAUGUAAAAAUGCAGAGAGGAGGUCUACAGAAUGAAAUGUUCUUUACAUUUUCAGUUACUUGCUUAGACAGAGAAGAAAACAACAGACUAUGUAAGCGAAGUGCUUGUGAUGCAUCUCACAGAUUAAACAAGGCAAAAUACCUCAUAGAGAGAUUUUUUAAGCAAGAAGUAGAAGUUAGGAAGAAGACUGCUGAACCGUUGCCUGAAAUAUACUACAUUGAAGGUACUCUGCAAAUGGUGUGGAUUGAUCGCUGCUAUCCAGGAUACGGAAUGAAUGCUCUAAGACAUCCAGGCUGUCCAGAGUGUUGUGAAUCCAAAACACCCUAUCAUAGGCAGUAUAACUGAAAGGGUCCUCUGCUAUUGACCAGUCUAUCAUUCUACCUCAAAGCAAGAUACCAGCUUCAAUUAUUCCUGACAGAUGUGUCCUGCAUGAUCUUGAAAACCUCAGAGGACAGACUUCACAGACUCCAAAGGACAUACAACUCAGUACUCAAAAUCAUUGCUACUGGAAAGCUUUUCUCUCAGAAACGUUUGUAGUUUCCCUUGAUAUAGUUUAUACCUGCUACUUCUUGUUAUGUCUCAGUGAAUCUGGAAACAAUUCUGUCAACUCUAUCUUUGCAACAGCUUUUGUACAUCCUUAGAAGACUGACCGUUUUCUUUUUCUGAUACUGUCUUCACUGAACUAAGUUCAGUCUCUUGGGUCAUAUUUUGGGUCAUGUUUUGGAUCAUGACCUCUGUUCAACAAUAUUAUUAUCUACUACAGGUUCUCUAUGUUUCUUUUCUAUACCUCAGACUUCAUGAGUAGUUCUCUAAAGACCAUGCUAACAUGGGAGAAUUACUUUGUGUAUCUUACAUACAUGGCUAGUACUACUCACUAUGCCUUUUUUUUUUUUCAGCAAUAUGAAAUGGAUUCAUAAUCAACCGUGAUUUGCUACAAUCCCUAAAUCUGUUACAAAAAGAGAAAACAAAAUAUUUUCCCAUUAUUUUUCUUAGUGGGAAAGCUUUUUCUAAAACAUGCACUUACUCAUGGAAACAUUUUG